Messenger RNA from Rattus rattus (black rat), 3379 nucleotides. Its product is annotated as zinc finger protein 664-like. Gene Ontology annotation, biological process: regulation of DNA-templated transcription. The record is from RefSeq and is a predicted model, not a curated record. The transcript is spliced from 3 exons. The coding region runs from base 1 to 1305 and encodes 434 amino acids. NCBI's taxonomy places the organism in Eukaryota, Metazoa, Chordata, Mammalia, Rodentia, Muridae.
AUGUUGGAGAAUUACAGCAACCUUUCGGAACUGACCUAUUCCCAGGAGAAGGACACUACAACAGUGUUGUAUCUCUUUUUUUUACAAACAGGUCUUGCUGUUGCUAAGCCAUACUUGGUAACAUUUCUGGAGCAAACCCAAGGGUCUUCGGGUGUGAAAAGACAAGAAGCAGCCACCAUCCCUCCAGGCUCAACAGGCAAUGAAUUUAAUACUCACAGCAAGACCAUCAACCACAACUCUCUAAGUAUUCAAUGCCAGAGAAUUCAUAGAGGAGAGAAAUGCUACUACUUUGAAGAAUGUGGUAAGGCCCUUAGUUCUCAGUCAACACUUUCUAUACGGCAGAGACGUUAUAUUGGAGACAAACCCUACAAGUGUAAAGAAUGUCAUAAAACGCUUAGUAGUCGCUCAUCACUUUUAAUACACCAGAAAUAUCAUACUGAUGAAAAAACCUACAAGUGCGAAGAAUGUGGCAAACAGUUUUUGCGUUCCUCACAUCUUCAGCAUCAUCAAAAAAUUCAUACUGGAGAGAAGCCAUACAAAUGUGAAGACUGUCACAAAGCCUUUCUUCAUCACUCAUAUCUUAGGAAACACCAGGCAGUUCAUACUGGAGAGAAACCCUACAAGUGCGAAGAAUGUGGAAAUUCAUUUUACUAUCCUGCAAUGCUGAAGCAACAUCAAAGAAUUCAUUCUGGAGAGAAACCUGACAAGUGUGAGGAAUGUGGAAAAGUCUUUUCCUCUGCUUUCUUCCUUAACCAGCAUAAAGGAAUUGAUUCCAGAGAGAAAAGGUACCAGUGUCUAGAAUGUGGCAAAUCCUUUUGCUAUCGUUCCUAUCUUAGGGAACAUUACAGAAGGCAUUCUGGAGAGUAUCCCUAUAAGUGUGAAGAAUGUGGCAAAGGGUUUUCCCGUUCUUCAAAGCUUCAGGAGCAUCAAACAAUUCAUACUGGAGUUAAACCAUACAGUUGUGAAGAGUGUGGCAAAUGUUUUUCCUCUCUUACAUCCCUUAAAAGACACCAAAUCAUCCAUUCUGAAGACACUCCCCAUGAGUGUGGAGAAUGUGGCAAAAAGUUUUCUAGCUCUUCCCGCCUUCAGGAACAUCAGAAAAUUCAUACUGAAGAGAAACCAUACAAAUGUGAAGACUGUCACAAAGCCUUUCUUUAUCAUUCAUUUCUUAGGAGACACAAAGCAGUUCAUACUAGAGAGAAACCCUACAAGUGUGAAGAGUGUGGGAAAUGUUAUACCUCUUUUACAUCCCUGAAAAGACACCAAACACUCCAUUCUGCAGACAGUCCCCAUGAGUGGGUAUAAUGUGGUAAAAGGCUUUCUAGCUCUUCCCGCCUUCAGGAACACCUAGAAAUUCAUAGUGGAGAGAAAACAUACAAAUGUGAAGACUGUCAAAAAACCUUUGCCAUUCAUUUCUUAGGAGAAACUAGGCAGUUCAUAUUAGUAGAAACCCUACAAGUGUGAAGACUGUAGGAAAUGUUUUUCCUCUUCCUUAACCCUUAAAAGACAUGAAAUAAUUCAUUGUGAAGACAGUCCCUACAAGUGUGGGUAAUGUAGCAGUCUUCUCUAUGCUGUCUACCCUUACAAAACACAAGUUUGUUCAUUCUCUAGAGAAACUGUCAAAGUAGGAAUGAUGUGGGAAAGCCUUGUCUUCUAAUUCUUCCCUAAUUUAACACAAGUCCUACUAGAGUGAAACCUUACUAGUGGGAAGAAUGUAGGAAAAUGUUUUACUCUACAUUACAACUGAAAAAACAUAAAUGAAUACAACGUCAAGAGAAAGCAUGAAAACGUAAUGGAUGUGGAAAAGCCUUUUCUAUUGACUGUUAUCAGCAGAAAGAGUAAUGCCACUAAGGUGAAGAGUGCAGCAAAACGUUUCACUCUAGAAUUAAAUUUCAAAAUAUUUAUACUGUAGAAAAACCAAGUGUGAAGAGUGUCUCCUUGUGUUAUGUUACCCUUGUGUACCCACUAAGUUAAUUGUUUUGAAAUGUUAAAUAUCUCUUAUCCAUGAGCACAAAUGCUAAGAAUAUGAUCAGAUGACGUAAAAAUGCAUCUUUGAUGUAAUCUCCCCACUACUCUCUAACCCAGCGUGUUUGGAAUAUACCUUGAUUGAUAAAUUUCUUUCUUCUGUGCUAUCAGUGUACCAUGAAACUGUUACCAUGCUGUUACAUGGUUGUUUGGGUGACCUGAAUCUGAGUACUGGGCCAUGGUAUACUUACUGUUGUUUUCCCCGCGGAGACACCAAAGCACUGUAAUGAUGUCUCUUAUGGGCUUUGUGGGAAGCUCCAUGAACUCACAUUUCUCACCAGAUAUGACUAGGAUGAAAUGACCUGCUUUGGGUCCCAGCCAGCCUGAGGUGAGUGAGAACUAGUGUUUGUCUCCCCAGGAAGCCCCAAAACAACAGAUAGUUGUGUUCGGUUCCAGAAUAAAGAAUCUCUGAUCUGCUUUAAGUUCAGAAAGUGUUAAUUGUGUGCAUACAUGUGCCUGUACAUAUGUGUAUAUGUGUGUCAGUACCAACAACAUUGUCAUAACAAACUCUCAUACUGUAAUAAGGACAAAAGCCAAAUGCACUCACUCAGCAGAGACAAUAGAUAUGCUUAUUGUUUGGGACCUAGGUAAAAUGUUAAAGCCUAGAUUCCGAAUGUUGAGCCUAGAUGGAACAUUAAGGCCGAGGUAAAAUGUUAAGGAUUAUGUGAUAUAUAAUAGCUAGCCUGCCAUUAUAAGGAAACUUUAUCAUAAGUUUCUGCUGUUACUAGGAAACUUUCUAACAUGUGACUGAUUAAAUUUUAUGUUACAUUCUCUGCCUUUGGAAACUAAUGGCUAUAGAAGUCAGUGGAACUGUUUUGUGUAGUUACCCACAAUAAGCUUGGACUAAAACCAAGCCUUCAACAGCACUUCCUGUACCUGUGUCUAGGCUUCUGUGGUAUAAGCUGCUCCUGGGAUGGGCCCCAAUGUAAGAGUUAUAAAAAAAAACUACUUAAGUUUUCUAUUUUGAAUUAUACUUGAGUAAUGUUUAAGUUCCCAAGACCUCCCUGGGAACUGACAUCUUACUUGGCAGAGGGAAACAUGUAAGUGGGUAACUGACAUCCUGAUUGGAAAGUUAAGACAUGAAUGUUACACCAGGUAAGCCCCCGACACAGUGGAAUAUCUCAAGCAAUGGGGGCAGGAUAAGUGCACAACAAAGACAUGUUCCUAAGGAAAUGUCCCCAUCCCUAAAUCCUGAGGGUGAAAUAACUUGGCAUAGAUUUUUUGUGGACUUGGGGCUUAAAAAUCCUAUAAGAUCUAAACUCAAUGUCAUGGUUCAUUUCCCAAAUCUAGACUGUAGCUGUGGCCAAUGAAUCCUGGGGUGUAUGCUCAAUAAACUGUCCCUGUCUGACUGUUA